CAUCAUUUCACCAUCCACACUCCUCAUAAUAAUAUAUAUUCAUCAAUCAUCUAUAUAAAGUAGUAGCAGGAGCAAUGAGAGGGAGGGUUUCUCCACUGAUGCUGUUGCUAGGGAUCCUUGUCCUGGCUUCAGUUUCUGCAACGCAUGCCAAGUCACCUUACAGGAAAACAGAGAACCCCUGCGCCCAGAGGUGCCUCCAGAGUUGUCAACAGGAACCGGACGACUUGAAGCAAAAGGCAUGCGAGUCUCGCUGCACCAAGCUCGAGUAUGAUCCUCGUUGUGUCUAUGACACUGGCGCCACCAACCAACGUCACCCUCCAGGGGAGCGGACACGUGGCCGCCAACCCGGAGACUACGAUGAUGACCGCCGUCAACCCCGAAGAGAGGAAGGAGGCCGAUGGGGACCAGCUGAACCGAGGGAGCGUGAAAGAGAAGAAGACUGGAGACAACCAAGAGAAGAUUGGAGGCGACCAAGUCAUCAGCAGCCACGGAAAAUAAGGCCCGAAGGAAGAGAAGGAGAACAAGAGUGGGGAACACCAGGUAGCGAGGUGAGGGAAGAAACAUCACGGAACAACCCUUUCUACUUCCCGUCAAGGCGGUUUAGCACCCGCUACGGGAACCAAAACGGUAGGAUCCGCGUCCUGCAGAGGUUUGACCAAAGGUCAAAGCAGUUUCAGAAUCUCCAGAAUCACCGUAUUGUGCAGAUCGAGGCCAGACCUAACACUCUUGUUCUUCCCAAGCACGCUGAUGCUGAUAACAUCCUUGUUAUCCAGCAAGGACAAGCCACCGUGACCGUAGCAAAUGGCAAUAACAGAAAGAGCUUUAAUCUUGACGAGGGCCAUGCACUCAGAAUCCCAUCCGGUUUCAUUUCCUACAUCUUGAAUCGACAUGACAACCAGAACCUCAGAGUAGCUAAAAUCUCCAUGCCCGUUAACACGCCCGGCCAGUUUGAGGUGGUACCUCUUUCUUCUCACAUAUAUAUUCAAUUCUCAAUUAUCAUCUUACAUGUUGUGGGUGUUGCUUCACACGCCUUCAAUGCGGAAUUCAAUGAGAUACGGAGGGUGCUGUUAGAAGAGAAUGCAGGAGGAGAGCAAGAGGAGAGAGGGCAGAGGCGACGGAGUACUCGGAGUAGUGAUAAUGAAGGAGUGAUAGUCAAAGUGUCAAAGGAGCACGUUCAAGAACUUACUAAGCACGCUAAAUCCGUCUCAAAGAAAGGCUCCGAAGAGGAAGAUAUCACCAACCCAAUCAACUUGAGAGAUGGCGAGCCCGAUCUUUCUAACAACUUUGGGAGGUUAUUUGAGGUGAAGCCAGACAAGAAGAACCCCCAGCUUCAGGACCUGGACAUGAUGCUCACCUGUGUAGAGAUCAAAGAAGGAGCUUUGAUGCUCCCACACUUCAACUCAAAGGCCAUGGUCAUCGUCGUCGUCAACAAAGGAACUGGAAACCUUGAACUCGUAGCUGUAAGAAAAGAGCAACAACAGAGGGGACGGCGGGAACGAGAGUGGGAAGAAGAGGAGGAAGAUGAAGAAGAGGAGGGAAGUAACAGAGAGGUGCGUAGGUACACAGCGAGGUUGAAGGAAGGCGAUGUGUUCAUCAUGCCAGCAGCUCAUCCAGUAGCCAUCAACGCUUCCUCCGAACUCCAUCUGCUUGGCUUCGGUAUCAACGCUGAAAACAACCACAGAAUCUUCCUUGCAGGUGAUAAGGACAAUGUGAUAGACCAGAUAGAGAAGCAAGCGAAGGAUUUAGCAUUCCCUGGUUCGGGUGAACAAGUUGAGAAGCUCAUCAAAAACCAGAGGGAGUCUCACUUUGUGAGUGCUCGUCCUCAAUCUCAAUCUCCGUCGUCUCCUGAAAAAGAGGAUCAAGAGGAGGAAAACCAAGGAGGGAAGGGUCCACUCCUUUCAAUUUUGAAGGCUUUUAACUGAGAAUGGAGGAAACUUGUUAUGUAUCCAUAAUAAGAUCACGCUUUUGUAAUCUACUAUCCAAAAACUUAUCAAUAAAUAAAAACGUUUGUGCGUUGUUUCUCCAAGAAAA
Molecule: messenger RNA, 2031 nt
Organism: Arachis duranensis
Lineage: Eukaryota; Viridiplantae; Streptophyta; Magnoliopsida; Fabales; Fabaceae
Product: allergen Ara h 1, clone P17
Source: RefSeq, a predicted model, not a curated record